AUGGCAGCAGUAGACAAGCGUGAUGAAGCGACAUUGUUGCCUUUGAUACAAAGACACAUUGCAAAGGGAACAACAAUUGUGUCAGACUGUUGUAAAGCAUAUAUCAAUUUGGAGAGACAUGGAUACGAGCAUCGAUUGGUGAAUCACUCGAAAGAAUUUGUGAAUAGUGAGGGAUUCCACACGAACAAAAUUGAAGGACAUUGGCGACAAGCGAAGUGCAAACUGCCGUGUUUUGGCGUGCGAAAGAUUGCGUUUUCAUCGCAUUUAGUUGAGUUUUUGUGGCGAUAUGAAAACAAGGGUAAAGAUUUAUUUGUAGAAUUUCUUUGUGAUGUUAAGAAAAUAUACAGUGAAUUUUAA
Messenger RNA from Paramuricea clavata, 357 nucleotides. The record is from the annotation of a GenBank genome assembly. NCBI's taxonomy places the organism in Eukaryota, Metazoa, Cnidaria, Anthozoa, Malacalcyonacea, Plexauridae.